GGCCGGCCUGGUAUUCCCCCCCGUGUUAGAAUACCGGGCCGGCCACUCGGCUCUUCUCUGCAGGCCUCUAGCGGUCCUACCUGUUCCUCGGUCCAGCGGUGUCCUCAGUCUUCUCUCCCCGGCAUGGGCACCCGGCUCCGGGUGCCCACUGCACAUGCGCGAGAAGCGCCACACUUUGUAGUAUGUCCGCAGUCUCUGGUCAUCCCCUGUACUGUGUCCGCAGUCUCUGGUCAUCCCCUGUACUGUGUCCGCAGUCUCUGGUCAUCCCCUGUACUGUGUCCGCAGUCUCUGGUCAUCCCCUGUACUGUGUCCGCAGUCUCUGGUCAUCUCCUGUACUGUGUCCGCAGUAUCUGGUCAUCCCCUGUACUGUGUCCGCAGUCUCUGGUCAUCUCAUGUACUGUGUCCGCAGUCUCUGGUCAUCUCAUGUACUGUGUCCGCAGUCUCUGGUCAUCUCCUGUACUGUGUCCACAGUCUCUGGUCAUCUCCUGUACUGUGUCCACAGUCUCUGGUCAUCUUCUGUACUGUGUCCGCAGUCUCUAGUCAUCUCCUUUACUGUGUCCGCAGUCCAUUGAUUCAGAAUAUUUUUUUCCUGUUUUCCUCCUCUAA
Staurois parvus is the source of this 606-nucleotide messenger RNA. The record is from the annotation of a GenBank genome assembly. NCBI's taxonomy places the organism in Eukaryota, Metazoa, Chordata, Amphibia, Anura, Ranidae.